Molecule: messenger RNA, 1235 nt
Organism: Otolemur garnettii (small-eared galago)
Lineage: Eukaryota; Metazoa; Chordata; Mammalia; Primates; Galagidae
Gene: TSPAN4
Product: tetraspanin 4
Exons: 8
Coding region: 154-870 (238 amino acids)
Cellular component (GO): membrane
Source: RefSeq, a predicted model, not a curated record
UACGUCCUGGAGCUACGGCGUCGGAGAGGGGCCAUCAGAGUGCGGCGGCAGCGGUUCGCCUUUCUCGUGUCCGCUUGACUGACAGCUGCGCGGCGGGAGCAGACGGCGCGGGCUGCUAGCGGCCCGCGGCUCGCAGAGCUGAAGCGCUGCAGCAUGGCGCGCGGCUGCCUCCAGGGCGUCAAGUACCUCAUGUUCGCCUUCAACCUGCUCUUCUGGCUGGGAGGCUGUGGUGUUCUGGGCGUUGGCAUCUGGCUGGCCGCCACACAGGGGAACUUCGCCACGCUGUCCUCCUCCUUCCCGUCUUUGUCGGCUGCCAACCUGCUCAUUGUCACCGGCGCCUUCGUCAUGGCCAUAGGCUUUGUGGGCUGCAUUGGGGCCAUCAAGGAGAACAAGUGCCUCCUACUCACCUUCUUCGUGAUGCUGCUGCUCGUAUUCCUACUGGAGGCCACCAUCGCUAUUCUCUUCUUUGCCUACACUGACAAGAUUGACAGGUACGCCCAGCGAGACCUGAAGAAGGGCCUGCACCUGUAUGGCACGCAGGGCAACGUGGGCCUGACCAAUGCCUGGAGCAUCAUUCAGACCGAUUUCCGCUGUUGUGGCGUCUCCAACUACACUGACUGGUUCGAGGUGUACAAUGCCACGCGUGUGCCUGACUCCUGCUGCCUGGAGUUCAGCGAGAGCUGCGGGCUGCAUGCUCCUGGCACCUGGUGGAAAGCGCCCUGCUAUGAAACAGUGAAGAUGUGGCUUCAGGAGAACCUGCUGGCUGUAGGCGUCUUUGGGCUGUGCACUGCACUGGUGCAGAUUUUGGGCCUGACCUUUGCCAUGACCAUGUACUGCCAGGUGGUCAAGGCAGACACCUACUGCACAUAGGCCGCCUACCAUGCCUGCUUCUCUGCCAAAGGCCACCGCCUGCCAGGAGAUGGCCACACUUAACACCCACCUUUCCCAACAUGAUUUGGUGCUGCAUUCAGGGCUGGGCACAGGGGAGGGGAGGAGCAGCCCAGUAUGGCUGUGGUACCCAGGGCUGGGGGCAGGAGGGGUUUCCGGCAUUUUUAUAUCUGUGUAGUCUCCAGAGCAGUGUUCACACGGGGGGGUGGAGGGGCCAAGGGCCAGGUCUCAGCUGAGACUAACCACUGGUGCUGGUGCCCCAGGCAGGGUGCAGGCCCUGUCAUCCACCUUCUAGCGGGCACAAGGGGUCCAGUAUAUCUUAAUAAAGUGCGUGAGCAGCAACCCCA